Molecule: messenger RNA, 6696 nt
Organism: Gopherus flavomarginatus (Mexican gopher tortoise)
Lineage: Eukaryota; Metazoa; Chordata; Testudines; Testudinidae
Gene: NFX1
Product: nuclear transcription factor, X-box binding 1
Exons: 24
Coding region: 10-3429 (1139 amino acids)
Biological process (GO): negative regulation of transcription by RNA polymerase II
Cellular component (GO): nucleus
Molecular function (GO): zinc ion binding; DNA-binding transcription factor activity, RNA polymerase II-specific; RNA polymerase II transcription regulatory region sequence-specific DNA binding
Source: RefSeq, a predicted model, not a curated record
GGGGCCGGUAUGGCGGAGGCGCAGCCAGGCUCAGGUGUAUUAAACUUCAAUCCGGAUGCAGCUGAUUUCAUUCCCAGAGAGAGAGAGACUCCUGAUGUAAAUUGGAGAAGUCUGGGUAGAUUUGAAUCCAAUAGGAAUCAGAACAGAAAUGAUACUCUACCACUUCCUAGUCAGUCGUCUGAUAAAGGCACAGACUAUGAAAACUCUUCCACAAAGCAACACAGCUUUUAUAGUCCAGAAAGCCAGUACUGUAGCCAGCAAGAUUUUCUCCAGCUUGGUGGUACCAGUAAACCUCAUAAGAAUCAUAGUUUUCAAAGUCAGCGAUGGCAGAGAUCUAGAAGUGAUAGGACAUAUACUCGAAACCGGAUAAGGCAAUCAUCUGCUGAUGGUACAAAAGACAUGACAAUUUUAGAUACCACAUUAGUACCAAGGUGGAGAGUCAAUCCUAAAGAAUACAAUGACUUUUGCUCUUCAGAGAGUGACAAGGAGGUAUCUAGUGCAGAUAAUAGAGGGGCAAAGCCAAAGAAAACACACUUGAUGCCUGCACCUGGAAGAGGCCUCAAAGAGAAGGGGAAGCAGUUACGUGAGCGGGAUAAGAGAGUGACAUCUAAACAGAAGGAUGAUAUGUUUAAAAACAUACAAUCUCUGGAUCUGACUCAAUCUGACUCUUCAGAAGCAUCUGUUGCCAAAGCAUUGUUUGAUGGAUAUGCUGGCAAUAGUGAUGAACAAAAAAGACAUUCAUUUGCGAACAAAAAAUACCCCAGGAAGUCCAUGUGGAGUAAACCUCAAUUUGGUAAAGAAAUCCAGAAAAAACAAGAUACUCACCGCAGUAAAAAUACAAAAGAAGUUAAAAAGCCUCCUCUUAUUUACGCUCCAAAAGAUAAAAUUAGAGAGAGGAGUAAAGAAUCAGGCAUUCACAACAAUGAUCAAAACUUGACCAGCAUAACACAAGCUCACCAAUUAAGGGAAUCAGUCAAAUAUGGGGGAAGACAGCUUCACCUACAGGUGGGACACACAACCUCCCUUCACUUCAAUUGGACUCAGUAUUGGAAAAAGCAGAGUGAUGUACCAAGGAACAAGGAAACUCAUACAGGUUCUCUGAUAGAGCAGCUGACCACAGAGAAAUAUGAGUGUAUGGUGUGCUGUGAGGUGAUCCGAACAAUAGCCCCGGUAUGGAGCUGUCAGAAUUGUUAUCAUGUGUUUCAUCUGAACUGCAUUAAGAAGUGGGCAAGAUCACCAGCAUCACAAGCCGAAGAUGGCAAUAGUGGCUGGAGAUGUCCUGCUUGUCAAAAUGCUUCAACACAAGUUCCUACUACUUACACCUGUUUUUGUGGUAAGGUAAACAACCCUGAAUGGAAUAGAAAUGAAAUUCCACAUAGCUGUGGAGAGCUUUGUAGAAAAAGAAGACCAGGUCAGGACUGUCCCCACUCUUGUAAUAUCCUCUGCCAUCCAGGUCCUUGCCCGUCGUGCCCUGCCUUUAUGACAAAAACAUGUGAAUGUGGGCGAACAAGUCAUUCAGUUCGCUGCGGCCAAUCCACCACAAUUCAUUGUUCUAAUGUAUGUGGGAAUACUUUAAAUUGUGGUAGGCAUAACUGUGCUCAGGUGUGCCAUGUGGGAAAAUGUCAUCCUUGCCAGCUUACAGUACAGCAAGUCUGCUACUGUGGGAGUACCUUUCGAGAUGUAUUGUGUGGAACAAAUGAAGAGUUUUCUGAUGGAUUUGGAAAGUUCUCCUGCCAGAAGACAUGUGACAAAAAAUUAAAUUGUGGAAGGCACAGCUGUAUGCAGAUAUGUCAUCCUGAGCCCUGCCAACUUUGUCCACGACUUCCCCAAGUAGUGCACUGCUGUCCUUGUGGGCAGACUCUUCUUAGCAGAUUACUAAAACUAGGAUGUAUUGAGCGUAAACUGUGCACGGAUCCCAUCCCAUCGUGUGGAAAAACAUGUGGCAAACCUCUACCUUGUGGUAGCCGUGAUUUCAUUCAUACAUGUGAAAAUCUUUGCCAUGAAGGAGAAUGUGGACCGUGCUCUCGUACAUCAAAUAUUUACUGUAGGUGUGCCUUCAAAACAAAGGAAGUCCCAUGUGCCCUCCUCAAAAAUAAAGCUGAUAUUACAUUUAUGUGUGACAAGCGAUGUAACAAGAAACGGUCAUGUGGACGACACAAGUGUAAUGAAAUUUGCUGUGUGGACAAAGAACAUAAGUGUCCCUUGGUUUGUGGACGCAAACUCAAUUGUAGCCUUCAUAGAUGUGAAGAACCUUGUCACCGUGGCAACUGUCAAACAUGCUGGCAGACAAGUUUUGAUGAACUAACUUGUUACUGUGGUGAGUCGGUAAUUUAUCCUCCUGUUCCUUGUGGUACUCAGCCACCAGAAUGUAAAAACUCAUGUACCAGACCACAUGAAUGUGAUCAUCCAGUGUACCAUACCUGCCAUAGUGAAGAGAAGUGCCCACCCUGUACAUACCUCACUCAAAAAUGGUGUAUGGGCAAGCAUGAACUGCGGAACAAUAUUCCCUGUCAUCUCACUGACAUCUCUUGUGGUCUUCGCUGCAAUCAAAUGUUAAAAUGUGGAAUGCACAAAUGUAAAAGAAUUUGUCACAAAGGGGUGUGUCUGAUAGAUGAAGAAUGCAAACAGCCAUGUACUCGUCUGAGACUAUACUGUAAUCAUCCCUGUAUGGCUCCAUGCCAUCCAUCUUUACCCUGUCCUACAACUUCUUGCAACACAAAGGUUGAUCUUCAGUGUGAAUGUGGAAGAAGAAAGGAGAGUAUGAUUUGUUCAGAAGCAUCUAGUACAUAUCAGAGAAUAGCUGCUAUAUCCAUAGCCACUAAACUAACAGACCUGCAACUUGGUGACUCAGUGGAAAUCAGUAGGCUGAUUACCAAAAAAGAAAUGAAGCAAACAAGGUUGCAGUGUAAUGAAGAGUGUUUCGCCUUUGAAAGGAACAGGCGCUUUGCUGAAGCUCUCCAUAUCCGUGAUAAUUCUGACCCUUUUAAUAUCCGUUCUUCAGGAUCAAAGUACAGUGAUAAUUUAAAAGAAGAUGCAAGGAAAGAUUUAAAGUUUGUCAGUGAUAUUGAGAAGGAAAUGAGAACACUCGUGGAAGCUGUAAAUAAGGGCAAGCAUUCAAAAAAGAGUCACUGUUAUCCACCCAUGAACAGAGAUCACCGCAGAAUCAUCCAUGAGUUAGCUCAAAUUUAUGGCAUUGAGAGUGUGAGCUAUGACAAUGAACCAAAGCGUAAUGUUGUUAUCACUGCAGUGAAAGGUAAAUCCAUUUGUCCAAGUAAUACCCUAACAUCUGUCCUAGAGAGGGAAAUGCAGACAAGGCCUCCACCACCUAUUCCUCACUACAGACAAACAGAUAAGAAUAAUGGAAACAAUGGCUUGCCGAAAACAUUAAAAGUGGAGCCAGUGAUUGACUACUUUGAUGUCCAAGACUGAAAUGGUUAACCUUAAAUUAUUAUUUAGAAAAAUGGAGGUGAAGAUACAUAUCUAUCAUGCAAGAUGCUUUGUGGCUAAUUAAAUGAUUAACUAUUCGAUAUAUUCAAAGUUUCAAAUAGUAAAAAAGCACUAGUGUGAGUUAAGUGUAUGAGAAACUGCAUGAGAAACAUAGCAUUGUCUAGAAAUUAACUAAAAAUGAAACUGAUAUUUUAAAUUUGACUGCAAAUUUUCAGCUGCUCUGCCUAUUUUUACGUAAGUUGCAGGUGCAGGUAUUUUUCACCUCGGGCUGGUACAUUUUUCUUCUCUGUUUGGAAUCAGAGUAUCUUUAAUGAAGUGAAACUGCCUGUCCAUUAAUUUGUAGCUGAAAAAACUGGUAAUUAAACUAAUUCUAUUGGGGUAGUGAUAUUAGUGGCAAACAUUCCAAAGAUUUAUACUGAGGGAUCCAGCUGUACUGUUAAAAAUUAACAAAUCACAAGUUGCUAUAAUAUAAUCCUAAUGGAUAUAUUUUCAAAGAAUUUUCAUGUGAUUUUAAUCAUUCCAUUUCUACUGUAAACAUAUCAAAUUUGGGAGUGAAGUGUCUGAGUUAUUCCCACAUGGAAUAAAACUAAAAAUUUAGCUCAACUCUACAAUAUGUUACAUAUUCCCAGUGCUUAGGCACACUGACAUCUGCUAAAGAGGAGUACAUCUCAUGUUCACUAGCAUUUGAGGAUUUGAGUACUUUCCAGUUCUUGUUCUUAAGGUGGAGGAGGGAAAAUGCCAUUUGUUUGUUUGUGGGUUUUUAUUAAGCAAAAGAAUAAUGGGUUAGUUUUCUUUGUGUCUUAUUUAGUUUGUAUAUUUAAACCAAAUAGAAGUAUUAAAUUAAAAAUGAAAAAAAAUAUUUAAUUCAAAUGCUUGAACUGUAAGAACUCCAUGUAUGGCUUUGAUGUUCCGUAGAGAUUGAAUUAUAUGUCUAGGAUUGUCAAACUGAUGACUUCAGUAGUUAAACUUUUCCUCUGUACAAGCUUAGAGCAGUAGGUAUGUGCUUGGCUUAUGUUGGAAUAUGGGUUGAGAUUGCAGCAAUUCUUGAAAACUUCAUAAGAAAGUCUGGUAUGGUAAAUCCCACUCAAUUAAAACAACCCUUUAAUGAUCUCAUGACAUUUUAAAUAUAUUAUACUUUACACAAUUGAGUAGCCGACCCAGUCUCCUAGAUUUCAAAUUGUUUCACAUUAAUGGUUGUCCUCAUGAGGAAGGAGAGACCCAGAUCUUUAGCUGGUGUAAAUUGUCUUAGCUCCAUUGACUUCACUUGAGCUACAACAAUUUACCCAAGUUGAGGGUCUGGCUCCUUAUGCUAAUAAGCUCCUUACUCUUUACACUAAGCUGUCUGUCUCGCCUCUCCUGACUGCACACAGCCCUAGAUGUUAUUCCUUUGUGCUGCUCUUUGCGCUCAGGAGCAGCUUUUUUCUGGAUGUCCCAGAGAGUUUAUGGAAUGUUUGAGGGUCAUUAGCCACAGAGGUUCAUUUUGGGGUAGAUAUGUAUCAUAACAUGUUGACUUAAGAUAAUUGUAAUAUUCUACAUUGUCAAGAUGUUAUGGGUUUUAUGGUUUUCUGUUGAUGCAUGUGUAUAAAACUUACUUUCAUUUAGGAAAUGACAACGCAAUGUAAUAUGUUUCUAAUUUAAUGUUUGAGAUACAUUUUCUCCACUUAAAAGAACACUGUCAAGGAAUGUUGAUCUUUUUCAUGUGUUUGAGUCUUCAUACAAUGAGUUUCACAUACAAUGAAAAUAAUUUUCUUUUACCUUUUUCCUUUCAUUUGGUGAACAGAAAUGAACUUUUUUUAUGAAUGAAUCUUAAAUAAACUAGCUGUUAUGAUUUGGCAUGACAGUGCAUAAAAUCCUUAAGCAAGUUGAGCUCUUGCAAGGUGCUUAACAUUUUCAAUUUCUGUUGACUUCAGUGGGUGAAUAGGUUGCUAAGCACCUUUCUAGAAGUGUGAUUUUGCAGACACACAAUUAAGUAAACCUAACAUGUGAGAGAGAGUCUCAUUUAUUUCAGUGUCACUGCAUGACUGAAUGAGGGUUUGCAAGAUGGGCCCAUAGUUUGUGACCCUACAUUUAAUAUAUUUUAACGCAGGACUUCAUUUAAAAUAGCUAAAACAUCACCUACAUAUUUGUUUGCAAUUUGUAUGAGGUUUUCAUAGCAGUAUGUCUAGUUCAUGCACUUUAAUUGGUAUUUUUAACAAAUUGUGAUUUUGCAACUUAAAUGUGAGGCUGAUGAGAAACAAUCUAGAAGAUGUUCAGGUUCUGAAUAAAUCUUCCAGCUUUUGAUCAGAAGAACCAGAGAAUUUUCAGUUUGCAAAAUAAGGCUAGUAAAUAUUUUGAAUUCAUAUCUGCUGAUCAAUCAAAAUGCCCCUUAUGAAAUAUCUAAUAACAGUUUUGCUCUGUUGUGAAUAUUGACAUAUCUCUAUGCCUAUUUUAAUACAAAGAAGGUCAGCUUUUUUAAAAGCUUUGACACAGAAAUGUUUAUUCAAAAUUUCUUAUUGUAAUAGUUCCGUUAAAAAGAUCAUUCAUGCACUUCCCUGGGAAAGCAAUAUCAAAACAAGUUUUUUCCAAAGUAUAAUUUUCCAGCUUUAAAAAUGAAUUCAGCUAGGUUUAAUUGUGGUGUUCUCCCUUCUCUUCUGGUUUGCUUUGGAUCAUUUUACUGCAUAUGUGUGCCUAAUGGGAAUGCUUUUCUGAUAUACCAUUUUGUAUUUCUUCUUAGUCUAUUUAUCUAAAAGAAAAAAGAGUGAAAUCAGUGGCAUUGACUUCAGUGGAGCUAGUAUUCCACCCUUGGUCUGUCAAUUACAUUGCAUAGGUCUCAGAACAAUACUGUAUUUUGUAAAUUGUUCUGUAUUGAAUAUAUUACAAUUAAAAGAUUGUCUUUGAAGUAAACUGAGGAAGGGCAAAUUAGUUACAAAACAUAUAACUUUACCAAGUGCUUUUAAACUAUUGUAUAUAAAAUACAGGUUGAAUUUUGGCAUUGGGACAGUGUAACUGUUCAGUGGUUUAAUGUGUUAAGAAGUGCUCUGAUUAUUCAGUGCUUGAUGUACAUUAAUCUGUGCAUAAUCUAAAAUCUUAGCUGUACAAGUUAGCUAUGGAGACCACUGUUUUGUGGCAAUUUUACAGUAUGUACUUCAUGAACACUCUUUUCAUAAGUUAUUUGGUGACAAGAUUAUAUUUCACUUGAUUCCUUUCAAGUUUAGUGGUGUAACAGGUGACUUGCUGUAUAAAGCUGUAAUAAAAUUAAGUUCAAAUUGC